AUGGCACAAGGAAAGCAGAGACCUACAUUUGAGCUAUCGGGAAAACUUGCUGCAGAAACCAAUAGAAGUAAUGGUGUAAUGCUACUAUAUACGAAGCCAGGGGAAGCGCGACGGCGUGAUGUAAAGUAGCGGCCGUAUGUUUUCAAGGGUGGUGAAGAGGUUUGCGAACCGAUUGAGAUAUAUCGGCGGAGCUGUUACCUUUUCGGAAGGGAAAGAAGGGUGGCGGAUGUUCCUAUAGACCACCCCACCUGCAGCAAGCAACAUGCCGUUAUACAGUUCCGGCGGGUGGAAGAGGAGCGACGUGAUGGUACAUUGUUGAAGGUAGUGAAGCCCUAUAUUGUGGAUCUUGGAAGCACGAAUAAAACUUUUGUCAAUGGUGUUGCGAUUGAACCUCGAAGAUAUUAUGAACUUGUGGAAAAGAAUAUGAUUAAAUUUGGUUAUAGUAGCCGAGAGUAUGUGCUUCUGCACGAGAAUUAUGUAGGUUGA
Argentina anserina (silverweed cinquefoil) is the source of this 486-nucleotide messenger RNA. RefSeq names its product FHA domain-containing protein DDL-like. The record is from RefSeq and is a predicted model, not a curated record. Gene Ontology annotation, molecular function: mRNA binding; protein binding. Gene Ontology annotation, cellular component: nucleus. Lineage: Eukaryota; Viridiplantae; Streptophyta; Magnoliopsida; Rosales; Rosaceae. Gene Ontology annotation, biological process: miRNA processing.